UUACAAUAAAUGAAACUUAACUUGUACAUCAAAAAAACACGAAUACAAUAUAACAAAAUGGACUCGCAUUGUGUGUCUAGGUGUUAGCCAAUCUUUUAAAAUGUUGUUAUGUGACACGGUUGACACCUUAUUAGUGAGCUGUGUCAUACUAUUAUGGACCGAGUCUAGCCAACUCCAAGGCACGCAAACACGAUACGAUGUACCAAUGAAAAAUGGACCAAUAUCACUGGGAAAGUAGGAAGAAUAAAAAAAUACAGUACCAAAAACCCAAAAAAAACACCCAAAAUCCCUGUUCACCGUUCAGUCGUUCAUUCACACAGUCACAGGCUCACACCACUCCGUUACUCUCAUCUUCCUCUGUAAUCUCACUGUUCUUCCACCAAAGCGACGCUGUUUUCUUCGGCCUUUGAGGGGUUUUAGCAUAAUAUUUAGGUAGUUUUGAUAAUUGCAAUGGCCUCUUCAUCCUCAUUGAGCAUGUGUGCAUCGAACGGGGCCGUAGGCGUUUGUAAUGUGAGUAAAUCUCAAAAGGUUAUUAUGAGCGGCUGCCCGGAUUUAUUCAGGAAAAGGGUGGUUAAUUGCGUGCCAAAUUGCUCAUCUGCUGACUUCACCUCGUUAAGGGGCUCGUUUGGGGCGAAACCUUUAAAAUGGGAGUCGAAUGGGGAAGUUCCGAUGAGGCUUGGAGUUCCUUGCCAUGUAGUUGGUGUUAGGAAUACAAAUUUAUUUUCAGUAGGUCAGAAAUUUCAACUUGAUGAUGUGCUUGAAGCUCAGCAGUUUGAUAGAGAGACUCUUAGUGCGAUUUUUGAGGUGGCGCAGGAGAUGGAGAAGGUAGAAAAAAACUCACCUGGGAGCCAGAUUUUGAAGGGAUACUUAAUGGCUACUUUGUUUUACGAGCCUUCUACUAGAACCAGGCUUUCGUUUGAAUCUGCUAUGAAACGGUUAGGUGGUGAAGUUUUGACAACUGAGAAUGCUAGAGAGUUUUCAUCAGCUGCCAAAGGAGAGACACUAGAGGAUACUAUUAGAACAGUUGAAGGAUAUGCGGAUAUCGUUGUGAUGAGGCACUUUGAAAGUGGUGCUGCUAGAAGGGCAGCUACAACCGCGGGAAUUCCCAUCAUAAAUGCAGGAGAUGGUCCAGGGCAGCAUCCAACUCAGGCUCUUUUAGAUGUAUACACCAUUCAAAGAGAGGUAGGAAAGCUAGAUGGCAUUAGUGUUGCAUUGGUUGGUGAUCUUGCUUAUGGAAGGACUGUUCGUUCUCUGGCAUAUUUGCUUGCCAAGUAUAAUGAUGUUAAGAUAUACUUUGUGGCACCAGAUGUGGUGAGAAUGAAGGAUGACAUUAAGGAGUAUCUGACCUCAAAGAACAUUCAAUGGGAAGAAAGUGCUGACUUAAUGGAAGUAGCUUCUAAAUGUGAUGUAGUGUAUCAGACUCGUAUUCAGCGAGAGCGUUUUGGGGAAAGGACUGAUCUUUACGAAGAAGCAAGAGGAAAAUACAUAGUAAAUAAAAAUGUGUUGAAUGUGAUGCAGAAGCACGCUGUAGUAAUGCACCCUCUUCCACGUCUUGACGAGAUAACAGUAGAUGUGGAUGAAGAUCCGAGGGCAGCCUACUUCAGACAAGCAAAGAAUGGUCUUUAUAUCCGUAUGGCUUUGUUGAAGCUUUUACUUCUUGGAUGGUAGUCAAUAGAUUAGAGAUUUAGUGAUUUGCUAGACUGAAAGUGUUGGUCAAGUAGGAGCAAAAUGAGUAGAUGAUAACUCUACAAUUUUGUGUUUUUGGAGGAUGUGUUUGAAGUUAUUGGAACUUCUGACAUCUUAAUGAAAAAUUUUGGUAAUUUUUUUUCGUGCA
Messenger RNA from Chenopodium quinoa (quinoa), 1834 nucleotides. Its product is annotated as aspartate carbamoyltransferase 1, chloroplastic-like. Gene Ontology annotation, molecular function: aspartate carbamoyltransferase activity; amino acid binding. Lineage: Eukaryota; Viridiplantae; Streptophyta; Magnoliopsida; Caryophyllales; Amaranthaceae. The coding region runs from base 451 to 1668 and encodes 405 amino acids. The transcript is spliced from 6 exons. The record is from RefSeq and is a predicted model, not a curated record. Gene Ontology annotation, biological process: amino acid metabolic process; 'de novo' pyrimidine nucleobase biosynthetic process.